Penaeus chinensis is the source of this 826-nucleotide messenger RNA. RefSeq names its product synaptotagmin-1-like. NCBI's taxonomy places the organism in Eukaryota, Metazoa, Arthropoda, Malacostraca, Decapoda, Penaeidae. Gene Ontology annotation, biological process: cellular response to calcium ion; calcium-ion regulated exocytosis; regulation of calcium ion-dependent exocytosis. Gene Ontology annotation, molecular function: SNARE binding; calcium ion binding; calcium-dependent phospholipid binding. The record is from RefSeq and is a predicted model, not a curated record.
GAGCCACAGCCUUGAUUCUGGUCGGAACAUGCAGCGUUUUCCUUGUCCUCAUCUGUUUCAUAAUGUUUGUCCAGAAAAUACGCAAGCAACGUAUCGACAGAAAGGUUUCACAGGAGGUUGAUGUCGUCAAACCGCCAGUAUCCUACGAUUCCACGGGCAUGCCACCACAUCCACACCCCCUUUCCCUUAUUCCUCCCGCCCUCCUACACGCCCUGACUCACCCUACAGGAAGCAAGGGGGACCUUUUUGAAGACCAUAUUCAGCCGUCCUUCUUAACCAUGGAACCUCCACAGUCACUCAACAGUCUUGGACGACUCUGGUUCUCUGUUUGCUAUGAUUACGUGCAGCAGACGCUAGUUCUGAACAUUCUCCAUGCAAGGUACUCGAAGGGGCGCGGCUCCACCACCAACCCCGGCGAGGUGUGGGUGGAGGCGUGUGUCCUGACACCCAUGAACGCCGUCAAGGCAUCUCACAAGACAGGCACUCGCAGAGCCAGCCUGGCGCCCGUGUUCAAUCAGAAGUUCAUUUUCAAGGUCGCGGACGAGGAAGUGACCCAGUUCCUCGUGCGCAUGACCCUGUAUGACCGCCACCCGCAGCAGGGCGAGAAGGCAGUGGGAUCCGUCAUCGUCCCGCUCAGCACCGUCGACCUCUGCUCCAACGAGACGGUCUCGAGGGAUCUGCAGUGAUUUCCCAAAGGAACUUAGGAUCUCGCCCGGUGCUUGGCUCGGCGCCUUCGCCUUUCCUGCGUCUCUGUGUACAUAGCUUCGAUGAAAACACCUGCGGGUGGACAUGUAAUACAUGGAUAUUUAUAAAGUUUAAAAGUACA